UAAGGCACAGAGAUCAUAAAAUCUUUGUUUUCAGAUAGUCAAAUAUGAAGCCGAGUGUCAGCUGUCUAUUAUUAUUUGUCAUUGGAUAUGUGCAAGGAUUAGGGAAGACAAUACUUGAAGGAGAUGUGUUCAUUGAAUUAAUCGGAGCUAUCUAUGUUGAACCGGGAAACGAAAUAAAUUCAACUUGUAGAAAUAUUGAGGCAGAGACCGUCCAAAAUAUCCAAGCAAUUAAAUGGACUUUGUCAAGACUUAAUGAUCUGAACUACAUCAAUAAUUUGAAAAUUGGUUUACGUGUCAGUCCAACGUGUAAAAAGGAGGGUGAAGCUGAAAGGUUGGCUCACCAGCUUGCAACAGAAUUGUAUGAAGCAACAGAAGCUAGAAUUGUCGGGGUUAUUGGGUCUGACUACAGUUUCGAGACCGAUGCGAUCUCUCGUCUGCUCAGUUCCUUGCCGGAGCGAGAUCGUCUGCUACAAAUGAGUUACUCUGCAACCUCAGCGUCUCUUCGGGACCGAAACAUCUACAAAAAUUUCUUUAGAACUAUCCCACCCGAUGAUAUACAGGUUGAGGUCAUGUUGAAAUAUCUCGAAAUUCUUGAUUGGACGUACAUGGCUAUUAUACAUGAUAAUGAGACAUACGGACGUGGUGGAAGGGAUGCACUUAUGGAAAGAAGUCGGGGACUUGACGUUUGUUUUCCUAUUCAAAUUGCAGUAGAUGAGCUGAAUAUUGACACAGUUAAACUUGAAUCUGAUAUUAAGCAAAAGAUAAUUGAUGCAGAUAUACCUGUAAAUGGUAUUCUUGUUUUUGGAAAUUCCGUUUUAGCGGAUCAGGUUCUAGUUGCAACCGAAAAUGUUAUUGCAUCUUUACCGAAUGCGACACGUCCUGUAUUUCUAUUUUCCGAAGCCGGAGGUUAUAUACAAGGACAUCAUACAAAUAUUUCAAGAGGGGCGUUUGUGCUUAGUCCUCCUAGAAGAAGCAUUGAAGACUUUAGGACUGAAUGGGUCAACAUUCUGACAGAUACAACACGACUGUAUCAGGAAAUUAAAUCAAAUACUUGGAUAAGAGAUGUAUUUAGAUCUAAAUUCGACUGUGAAUUAGCUGACAUUGAACAAAACCAUAAUUGUCCUCAACUAUCUGCGUCAGAAAUAAACAGCGUUACGCCUGAUUCAGUGUACAACCAAUAUGCGAUACAGACAGCAAUGGUCAUCGCUAAAGUUGUAAAAACAGUUUACGAAAACAAAUGUUCUGGUCAAGUCAGUGUAUGUGAUGCUUUCCUUGAUAGUGUCAAGACACCAAGGCAGGAGUUUAUAACGAGUUUAACACAAAUACCGCGGAUAAAUUUUGACAGUUUUGAAAAUUUCAGAGUGAAGGAGUUUCAGAAUCCAGACAUAAUCGUAAGUUUUGGUGCUACUUGCGAGGUCAAUAUUGAUGAUGGAUUUCCAAUUUACGAAGUUUACAACCAUCAGAGAUGUGAUGCUCUUCCAUUUUGUCUUAAAAACGUUGCCCAGUACAUAUCGUCGGAUUUGGAAGCAGCGACAUCUGACAUUAAAGAUUAUGACGAGGAUGGGCAGGAGAAACUGUGGCCAAAUAUUCGAAAAGCACAAUGUCCUGACGGCUCACUAUGUCAACGUUGCGCCGAGGAAAAACUUGAUGAUUACCUGUUGUUUAUUCCUGGUGACAUGUAUAUAGUUGGUAUUGUCCCAGUUCAUAAUAAAGGUUCAACGCCAUUACAAUGCGGAGAUAUCAAACACGGUGGGCUAGAUGUUGUUGAGACCAUUCGAUUUGCUGUGACAGAGGCAAAAACAAAACCGGCAGCUGAUAUUGGAAUUAUAAUAGUUGAUAGUUGUAAUGAUCCUCAGAUUAUCCAGGAGAAAAUAUUAACAUUACACAGACUUGGUGUGUAUAAAGACGGUAAGUAUAUAUAUGUUGGUGAUAAAGUCCUUGGCUAUAUUGGAGGAUGGUCCAGUGAUGUCAGCAAAGCUGUUGCAGAGAUAACAUCACGUUUAGGUUAUCCGCAGAUAAGUUAUGCAUCAACAGCACAAUCCUUAAGCAGACGAUCAACGUACCCAUACUUCUUACGUGUGCCAAGUGCAGACUCAAGACAAGCUGAAACUAUUCUCCGACUUGUUCAAACGCUUGCAGGGAACUUCAUCCAGAUUCUUUACAGCGAGUCGGAAUACGGAGAAGGUGGAAGAAAUCUUUUGCUAGACCUAAUCAGAACAUCAACUUUUGACCUAUGUGUUGCACAAACACUUCCAAUUUCAAGAAACAGUGACAAAGCUACUAUUCUUUCUAAAAUGAGAAUGUAUCCUCAAGCUAAAAUUGUGGUUUUAUUUCUUGGUUCUUUUGAAAUCGAAUACAUGAUCCAGACUUUCAAUACAAUCUCCAAGAACGAGUUUGUAUUCAUAAGUUCGGAAGGUAUGGGUACAAGAAUUGAUAUAAGUAACUACAGAAAUUUGAUUGGCACUUUAACAAUAACGUCUCAACUGACAAUAAACGAAAAACUCACGGACCAUUUGAAACAUCUACAGCCUGAUGGUUCAAAUAUUGAUGCUUGGAUCCGGCCAUACAUGGAAAUGGUGUUCGACUGUUACUUUCAGUGGAGUUUCAAUAAAACUUCAAACAAACUGUGUUCCGGAAUGGAAUCUCUCGAUGUUUACAAAACAGAUUUUAGAAUAGAUGCAUGGGCACCAUUUGCUGAACGGGCUGUCACUGCGCUAUUGGAAAGCGCUGAAAAAGCUCUAAGAGACAAGUGUAAUGGUAACACCGGUGCAAUUUGUUUCCAGUACAGGAACAAUACUUCUUAUGUGUAUGAACAAAUAAAGAACUAUGAACGUUUAGGAAGCAGUGGUUUCAGGUCAAGAGUGUUUGAUGAUAAUGCUGAUGGUACGGCAGGUUAUCAAAUCUACGUCAUCGAUGUUGAUUCAAUCACUGGAAAGGCAAAAUAUAAAAAGAUAGGUGACAGUACGUUAAGCAUUGAUGGCAGUAACUCUGUGGCUGUUACAUUCCAAACCGCUUUGUAUAACACCGUUCGGGGUGCUGUGGUCAACUCAACAUGCACUAGUACCAUUGACGUUUGUAACACUUGCUUUGCAACACCACCAGGGUAUGGUUCAGUGUAUGUUUUGAUUCAUUGCAUGGAUGUGUUGGCUAAUUUUAGUCUGCACUGGUCGCAUAGGUAUAAUUUGUUACCGCCAGCAGGCUAAAAGUCAAUACAGAUU
This is a messenger RNA of Ruditapes philippinarum (Manila clam), 3218 nucleotides long. RefSeq lists its product as uncharacterized. The record is from RefSeq and is a predicted model, not a curated record. Gene Ontology annotation, molecular function: adenylate cyclase inhibiting G protein-coupled glutamate receptor activity. Lineage: Eukaryota; Metazoa; Mollusca; Bivalvia; Venerida; Veneridae. The transcript is spliced from 8 exons. Gene Ontology annotation, biological process: G protein-coupled receptor signaling pathway. Gene Ontology annotation, cellular component: membrane. Bases 45 to 3203 code for a protein of 1052 amino acids.